Striga asiatica is the source of this 315-nucleotide messenger RNA. The record is from the annotation of a GenBank genome assembly. Lineage: Eukaryota; Viridiplantae; Streptophyta; Magnoliopsida; Lamiales; Orobanchaceae.
AUGCAGUUCCUCACACUGACCGCCGCUACGAGCUUCAUCGCAGCUGCCGCCGCAACGAGCUUCAUCGCCGCUGCCAGGGGCUCCGACCCAUCCACAGACCCACUUCCCUUCCGAUACACCCCCCAGACCUCAGAUUCGGCGACCAAUCCACAAAUCACACCACAAGAGGCGGAGUUGGGAAUAGGCGGUCGCGACAAAUCUUCCGCCGUUGGAGGCGCCGGAGACGAGAUGGCUUCUGGGAUGGGCCGAGCAAUUGGGGACGACCACCGGCCUGGUUCCGCCGCCGCUGAGGAAGGCCGAAAGGGGGAGAAUUAG